Scleropages formosus (Asian bonytongue) is the source of this 880-nucleotide messenger RNA. RefSeq names its product mitochondrial ribosomal protein L49 (gene mrpl49). The transcript is spliced from 4 exons. Gene Ontology annotation, biological process: translation. Gene Ontology annotation, cellular component: mitochondrial large ribosomal subunit; ribosome. NCBI's taxonomy places the organism in Eukaryota, Metazoa, Chordata, Actinopteri, Osteoglossiformes, Osteoglossidae. The record is from RefSeq and is a predicted model, not a curated record. Gene Ontology annotation, molecular function: structural constituent of ribosome. Bases 64 to 600 code for a protein of 178 amino acids.
UUUAUUCAACUCAAAGUACCUUUGACCUUCCUGUCCAGAGUGCUAGGGAAACCGGACAAAAACAUGGCGGCACCAGUAGCGAGCCUGACCUCGCGACUCCGUAUUCGAUUGAAACCCUGUCAAACAUGGUUAAAGCUGUUCAAAACUGCACUUCCAUCCACGGUCCGGCUCCAGACAACCAGCAGCACUGCGGGGGAACGAAGAAACACUGUUAUAGUAGAAUCUACGGAGGAAUACAAAUAUGUAGAAAGAUUGAUCCCACCCACUCAGAUUCCCACACCACCUCACCGUGAUGGCCCCGCCCCUUCUGGAUGGACCCCUCCAUCAGCUGUGCCUCCUGCUCUCCCUUACAUGAUCCGUCGCUCCCGCAUGCACAACAUUCCUGUCUACACGGACAUCACCAACAGCACCCGCAAGACAACACUAGUGCGCAAGAUAGAAGGAGACAUCUGGGCACUGGAGAAGGAUGUAAAGGAGUACCUGGAGCAGCUGACAGGCAAAGUCCCUCCCACAUCAGUCAAUGAGGUUACCAGAAGCAUUCGCAUCAAAGGCCACUAUGAUAAAGAGCUGAAAGAUUGGCUGUUGAAGAAAGGAUUCUGAAUGGAUGACGUCUGUAAAUGCAUUCAGUUUCAGACUCUCAGUUGCUCCUCACUUUGUAAAGAAAUGUUGUCCCUUCUUACAGCAGUGGGAUGUACAGAGACCGGACUUCCAGAGAAAGUAGAGUUCACAGAAUUACUGUCACUUGCUGUGAGUCCAUUGUCAAAGGGGCAAAAUUUCUAUAAUUGUAUGUUGAUGUGGACACUCUGCCUUUGUAAAUACCAUGAGUCCUCUUGCCCUUGUUUGCUGACAUGCAUCAUAAUAAAAAGUCUCUUAACCGGUA